ACUUGAAAGAGGUUAUAAUGUUAGAAUGUUAGCUUUCUGUCUUUUUUAGAUUUAUUUACGAUGUAUGUGGAUGAUAUAAAAAACGAUUUUUAUGAAUAUUUAUCAGGAAAGCGAAUAUUUCUAAUGGUUCAUUAUGAUAUCGAUAGUAUAUGUGCAUGUAAAAUACUCCAGUCUCUUCUUAGGUACAAGCAUAUUUUAUACUCUUUGGCUGUAAUAAAAGGCAAACAAGACAUCAAAACAGCAUAUAGGGAAAACUGCAAUGAUGUUAAAUAUUUUAUUCUAUUAAAUUGUGGGGGAACUAUAGAUAUUGUAGAAGAAUUAGAAGCAGAAGAGGACGUUACUUUUUUUAUUUUGGACAGUCAUAGGCCUACAGAUCUGUGUAAUAUCUAUAGUAAUGGGCAGGUCAGAAUACUUUCAACUCCAGAAGAAGAUAUUGCUGUUCCAGAUUUUCAUGAUGUUUUUAGAGAAGAGUCUGAUGAUGAAGAAGAUGAUAGUGAUGAUGAAUCACAAGCAGCAAAAAGAAGAAGGUUGGAUGAAGAACAGUUAAUAAAGAGAAGGGAAAAAAGGUUGUGGGAAGAAAACCGUGAUAAAUUAAUUUUUGAAUAUUCUCAAUUUACAUACUAUGCCAGGGCAAGUGCAAUACGAAUUUUUGAACUUGCCUGGAAACUGAAUAAAGAUGACAAAGACCUACUCUGGCUGGCCAUAGUAGCAUUAACAGAACAAAUGCUUUUAGGCAAAAUAGAAAGCACCCAAUAUACACUAGAAAUCGGUCCUUUGCAGGCACAUGCGGUACGCUUACAGAACAAAACUAAUGACACAGACGUUAUGACAUCACUUAAAAUUACUUUUGAGAAUGAUUUGAAAUUAACCCUCUACAGACAUUGGUCAGUAAAAAGCAGUUUGAAGUAUUCCAUGUUUCCAGCGGUUAAAAUGAAGCUAUGGUCACUGAAGGGAGAUAAAAAAUUGCAUGAAUUGUUGGCAGACAUGGGGUUUCCUCUUAUUCAAAGUCAGCAAGCAUUCAAAAGUAUGGACUUACAACUAAGGAAAGAGUUUCAUGAAUCACUAGAAAAACUUUCAGAAAAGUAUGGCUUGCAGGAUAUAGUUUAUGCAUCAUUUGUACUUCAGUAUGGAUACAGAAAUAGAUACUGCGCGGCUGAUAUAGUGUUUGCCUUAUUAGCUAUACUAGAAUCAUCACCUAGAGAUAAGAAACCCGAAGAAUUGUUUAACUUAACCUUAGAUUGUCUAUCCAGAACGAAAAGGGAGAUUCUUAGCAGUGCAAUAGAUAGAGCUAAAGACAUUUCCAAAACGUUAUUUAAAACAGUUCAAAGUGCUUUAGAUAUGAAACAGAUUAUAACAGCUGGACCUUUCGUAUAUUUUAUCAUACAAGAGGGCAGCCCCAACUGGCACAUGUUUUCUCACCAGCAUGUGUUAUUGAUGUUAGCGCAUUUUCUUUUGAGGGCAUACGUCGCCAUGUCCAGAAAUAGGAAAGCCAGUACCCUACCACUUAUAGUGUCAGCUCCUAAAAAUCUAGAAUCAGGAACUUGUAUAUUACUAGGGAUACCGCCAUUAUGUGAGAAUUCUCCAAAGAACUUUUUUGGAAAAGCUUUUGAACAAGCCGCUGAACGAGUAAACUGUGACGCAUCCUGUGACUUCAUUGACACAUCCUAUUUUGAAAUACACGCCAAAGAUAGGACGAGAUUUUUUGACGCAUUAACAGCGCUGUUAAGCUGAUGGUUUUUAAAUAUAAUUAUUAAGUACAAAGUAAACUGUAAGAAUUACUGUAAAUAUUAUUUAUUUUUACUUGUAAAUAUUUUUUAUACUAUCGAAUUGUGUAUAUUUGAGUGUCGAAAAAAUAUAAUUUUCGUAUG
Messenger RNA from Diabrotica balteata, 1868 nucleotides. NCBI's taxonomy places the organism in Eukaryota, Metazoa, Arthropoda, Insecta, Coleoptera, Chrysomelidae. The record is from the annotation of a GenBank genome assembly.